Molecule: messenger RNA, 645 nt
Organism: Aspergillus oryzae RIB40
Lineage: Eukaryota; Fungi; Ascomycota; Eurotiomycetes; Eurotiales; Aspergillaceae
Product: DUF4334 domain-containing protein
Exons: 2
Coding region: 1-645 (214 amino acids)
Source: RefSeq, a predicted model, not a curated record
AUGCCAUUUAUUCGGACUUAUUUUAUGAAUCAACGAAUUUUAUGCUAUAUCAGCCAAGUAUUAUCGAAAAAGUCGGUCAGAGUCUGCGAACUCGUCAAGGAAUCAUGUCAGGGUAAGUCUUGUCCGCCAUGCUUGCCUCAGUACAAUCCAAAUGCAUUGGAGGAACUCACAAUCUAUGACAGACCUGAGGCACAGUUUAUUCAACUCACCAAGGCCACCGACCUUGUGCCAGAAUCAACGGUGGAGAAUGUAUACAACCAACUAAAGCCAGUUCCUCCCUCCUUCCUGAUUGGCAAGUGGAACGGCGGCGAUAUCGACACGGGACAUAUUGGACAUAAGCUUCUCAAGGAAAUGAAAUGGGCCGGGAAAGACUUCCGGUCGGUAGACGACGGUGAUCCGAUCAUGGUUCAUGAUGCAGAAGGGAACCGGGUAUGGAAGGAAGAUUGGGGACAUUGCUCGCUACGGGAGGUGGUCUAUCGAGGAGUCACCUCGACCGCCAUGAUCUAUGACCAAAAGCCUAUUUUUGACCAUUUUCGUUAUGUGAGCGACGAUAUGGUUGCAGGUGCCAUGGAUACACCUAAGCUGUUCGGUGCUAAGGGUACUUACUAUUUCUAUUUGACUCGACGCAGUUCAUCCUCGCUGUAA